AUGAUCUUUAGACGAGUUCAAACAAAACAUCGAACAUUUCAUAAACCGCCUGAAACACUGGUAGCACCGAGCUUUGUAGUGGUUGGGAAACCGCUAACUGCGUUGAAACCGAUUCUUCUCGAGGAAAUAUCGAUUACAACAUCUGAUGUGUCGAACAAACGAAGCUAUGCAACUAGUUAUCAUAAACUGGAUUCGCUACAUAGAUCUCUCCAUCCAUCACCUGUCACUUCGACAAAUUCGCCGCGUCGGCAUCCAGCACUUAAGGGGAAAGUUUCUGCGAACUCAAAAAAUAGGACACUUAGAGACAAGAAACGUACACCACCAUCAGUUAUUAGCACAAAAAAUGGCAAAAAGGUGUCAUUUGUUAAAACUAUUGAUACUUCUUCUACUCUCACUCCUGAAAUUGGUGGUGGCUCUAAAGAGAUACGUAUUGUUACAAGUUGUACACUGGGAACGACUCAUGUUAGUGUAAAUGGUCAAAAACACUCCAAAGAUCUUUUACCCCAACACGUGAGAUCUGUUAGUUUGAUUUCCAAUACUAAUACGCCUCUGCUACCUGCCAAGGACCGUCUUACUCUAUUAUCACUAGGUAUUGAUCCAACUAACAUGUUCACGGAUCCUAAAAAAUGCAUUAAUUUUGUAACAGAGAAAACUAAUGAAAUAAUACUCUUAGUUAUAUCGAACGACCUCGCUCAAACAACAAUGCGCGAUAUUCAUCCCUUGCGUCAGGUCCAUACCAUAUAUAUUUUAGGGGAAAAGACACCUAAAAACAAGUCAUGGAUUAAAAGUUGGAGUAAAAUCAAAGGUAUCUAUCCUGCUAUACAACCGUUUUGUGAAAUACUUAAAUAUGAUAUUCGGCAACAUCGUCGAGAUUCUAUUACAACUGGUAUAUCAAAUGUAGAGUUAGAGUAUCUUGAUGUAUCAUUUAUGUAUACAAAAUUACUGACAGAAAUACUCUUCGAAAUACCAUACGAUGAUCGAGCUAAACAAGCACUUGCUCAGUUCUGUCGAGAAUACUGUGACACCCGUGAUCUCGAAAAGAUCGCUAAAUUCGAGAGAGAUUAUGUCUCACGUAAGUCAAUUUGGUGGUAUACUCGCGAGUCUUUUGUCUACAAGAUGAUUAAUAGAGCACUUCGAAAACAGGAUAUUUACAUUAUUAUCAAAGCAGGGUUCUUUAUACGAGACCUUCAAAAACAAAUUGAAGCACGAUAUAAACCACCAACGGAAAAAAUGAUUGUUCAUCGAGGUCAAGCACUUUCAGAGAUGGAUUUUAACCAAUUAUGUGAGAGGAAAGGUGGUCUUUAUUCUUUUAAUAAUUUCCUAUCGACUAGUAUGAAGUUGAACGUAAGUAAUUUGUUCGGUGAAGGCUGUCCGCAAAAUCAUGAAAUAGUUGGUAUUCUGUUUGAGAUAGAAGUAAAUCCGACUAUAUUUACACCUACUCAGUGGGCUUGGAUAGCUAGCGAAAGUCGGUAUCCUGAAGAAGAAGAGGUUUUAUUUGCCAUGCACAGUAUAUUUCGAAUUAAUGAAAUAGAGAAACUGGAUGAUCGAUAUUGGAAAGUACAACUUUCAUUAACAAGUGACAACGAUCCAGAGUUAAAAAAAAUGACUGAGUUUAUUCGUGAAGCAACACAAGGUUCAUCGGGAUGGGAUAGACUUGGUAAAUUUUUGUUAAAAAUAGGGAAAUUUAGUAAAGCAGAAGAAAUUUUUCAAAUGCUUAUCGAAAACACAACUGAAGAUGAUGAAUCCAGUCUUGGGUAUCGUUAUCAUAUGCUUGGUUCAUUAAACGAACAAGGAAAAGGCGAUUAUGAGAAUGCACUUAUCUUCUAUAACAAAGCUCUAAACAUAUAUCUACAAUAUCCUGAUUCAAAUAACUUCGAUUUAAUUACGAUCUACAAUAAUAUUGGUGAGAUGUACAUACACACAGAGGACUACUCGAAAGCCUUGGAGAGUUUUCAAAUGGCUCUGGAUAUUCAAAAAGACAAGUACCGCGCAUAUGAUGUCGCAUUCACAAGAACAUAUAAAAAUAUGGCUGAAACGUAUGAAUAUUUAAAACAAUAUUCGGAAGCCUUACAGUUCUAUCAAAGACUACUGAGUAUUCAGAAAAAAGCUGUACCACGGAAUGAGACAGAUCUGUGUGAAACUUAUUCAAAUAUUGGUAAGAUUUAUCUCCACACGGGAAAAAGUUCGAAAGCCCUACGAUUGUUUUACAAAGUGGGUAAAUGGCAACAACGUAACCGUUCAUCAAGCAAUAUAGACAAAGCUAUUAAUGAUAUUCAUAUCGGCCAAGCAAAUGAAAAGCUUGAAGAUUAUUCAAUGGCACUUUCGUAUUACGAAAAAGCAUUAGGAAUUCUUUCUCAACUUUAUUCGUCGAAUAUUGCAGAACUCACUAAUACCUACGAUAAUAUUGCUCGAGUUUAUAAAAAUAUGAAUGAGAAUACCAAAGCACUUCACUUUUAUAAAAAAGUGCAGUACAACUUAGAAAGACAUCCACAAAUCAAACAUCCAAACUUAGGAAUGGUUUACUUCAGUAUGGGUCAGAUAUAUCAGAAUAUCCAGGAAAGUGAGGAAGCCGCUGUUUCAUACAGACAAGCUAUUCUACUUGAAAAGAGCAGAAUGUUUUCAGACAAUUCUAAACUUCAACAAUAUCGAAAACAUCUUACUGAAGUUAGAACAACACAAUAA
Messenger RNA from Adineta steineri, 2682 nucleotides. Lineage: Eukaryota; Metazoa; Rotifera; Eurotatoria; Adinetida; Adinetidae. The record is from the annotation of a GenBank genome assembly.